Messenger RNA from Yamadazyma jaroonii, 483 nucleotides. NCBI's taxonomy places the organism in Eukaryota, Fungi, Ascomycota, Pichiomycetes, Serinales, Debaryomycetaceae. The record is from the annotation of a GenBank genome assembly.
AUGUCAGAUUUAUGUCCAGUUUACGCUCCAUUCUUUGGUGCAAUUGGUUGUGCUUCAGCAAUUAUUUUCACUUGUUUUGGUGCUUCUUAUGGUACUGCUAAAGCUGGUGUCGGUAUUUGUGCCACUUGUGUUUUAAGACCAGAUUUAUUAGUUAGAAACAUUGUUCCUGUUAUUAUGGCAGGUAUUAUUGCCAUUUAUGGUUUAGUUGUUAGUGUUUUAGUUUCCGAUGGUUUAAAACAACAACAAGCUUUAUACACUGGUUUCAUUCAAUUAGGUGCUGGUUUAUCCGUUGGUUUAUCCGGUUUAGCUGCUGGUUUUGCUAUUGGUAUCGUUGGUGAUGCUGGUGUCAGAGGUACUGCUCAACAAGCAAGAUUAUUCGUCGGUAUGAUUUUAAUCUUAAUUUUCGCCGAAGUCUUAGGUUUAUACGGUUUAAUCGUUGCCUUAUUAUUAAAUUCUAGAGCUCAACAAGAUGUUACUUGUUAA